AUGCAAUCUAGCAAGUAUGACGAAAUUGAAUCUUACCGGAGGUUAAGGGACAACAAAGGAGUUGAAUUGAGUCCAGAAUCUCAUUUGAUGCCUCCACGUCAUGAUAUUUAUGAUGGGUCCUUGAUGAGGCCUCUGAACCUUGGUAUUGGAUCCUCACGUGGGGACCGGAGGAGUGGUUCAAUGGAAAGGAGAGACUAUGGAUGGGGAAGAAAUGAAAUUGGAAGGUCGAGAUCACCCCGGUUUGGGCAAGUACACAAAAGAAUUAACUGUGGCCUAUCAUCAAGUAGGGAUGAAAUGAGGAGGAAGUAUGAGUUUUGCGAUUACAUGGAUAGGUUAGACAACGUGGACACUAGUUUGAAGUGCAAUUACAGUGAUAAGAGUAGGUUCAGUGGUAAUACAGGGAAGGACAUUGCCAGGGACAGAGCCUUGGGAGCUGAUUUGAAGCAUGAUUACAGUGGAAACAAGUCUAUGGUUCAAGAAGAUGGGACUGGUCAAGGAAGACACAGGUUGUCUGGGGAUGUGAGACCCUCAAAUUAUCAUGAACAUAGUGAGAAUUUCGGACCUUCGAUGAACGCGGAUUUAGGUAGAUUUAAGGAUGGAGGAGUCAAGUAUCCUGACUCAGUUUUGUUGGAUAAAAUAUCAGCUAUAGAAAGAUAUGAAAAAUUAUCUUCAAGGGACGUAUCUCACUUUAAAGAUUUGACAUUUCCUUCUAAAGGCUUUAGUGACAGGUCUCAGUUCAAGGAAUUUGGAAGCAUGUCUGCAGGUCUGAGUGGCAACUUUCUGGAUUCCCACAAAGAAGGUAUGUCUGUUUCUACAGAUAUGUACCGAGGGAGCUCUACAAAGGCCUUGGAACCAUUUUCCUUAAAUGAAUAUGGCCAUAGGCGGAGUUCAGAAACUCGUAGAGCUCCUGAACCAGGUCAUAAGGACCUGAUGGGUUAUCAGUGGGAUACAUUUCGUCCCAACAAGGAAGAUGAGGAUGAUUUAUAUGCUAAACCAAGGCAAAGGGAGGACAAGUUUUGUGAUUAUGCGUCUGAGGAACUAAACACAAGGAGGCUUUUAUAUGAGCGAGAUUCUUAUGACCCAAGAGAUAUGCUAACACAAAAGGAAUCAAUCCGGCAACAUAUUGAUGAUCAUGAGCAUUCUCCAAGAAAUGUUGACAGAAGUUUGCAGGACCUCUCUUCUUACCAGAGUCACUUCGCUUCAGAAUCCCUCGACGAUAGCAGAUUGCCUUGUACAUCAGAACACGGUGGAAGGUAUCUAGAAACUCGAAGAGCUCCUGAACCAGGUCAUAAGGACCUGAUGGGUUAUCAGUGGGAUACAUUUUGUCCCAACAAGGAAGAUGAGGAUGAUUUAUAUGCUAAACCAAGGCAAAGGGAGGACAAGUUUUGUGAUUAUGCGUCUGAGGAACUAAACACAAGGAGGCUUUUAUAUGAGCGAGAUUCUUAUGACCCAAGAGAUAUGCUAACACAAAAGGAAUCAAUCCGGCAACAUAUUGAUGAUCAUGAGCAUUCUCCAAGAAAUGUUGACAGAAGUUUGCAGGACCUCUCUUCUUACCAGAGUCACUUCGCUUCAGAAUCCCUCGACGAUAGCAGAUUGCCUUGUACAUCAAAACAUGGUGGAAGGCAUCUAGAUUGUGGAAGCCCUGGGGUAGCCUUUGAAAUGGAUGCUUUAAGAGAACCGGAAUUGUCAAGUUUGGGCGUUUCACAUGACAAUGAUAUCUUGCGAACAAAAUAUGAUUUUAAAUGUAUUGCUGGUUGGCCUAUCAGAGAAAGAAUGAGAAAUUCUUCUGACUGUCAUCAUACUUCAGAAAGGCAUGAUUUUAAAAUUAUGGUGUCAAGUGAACUGAAUUGGAAUAAACUUGAUAGAACUCAUGAUCUGACAGAUAGAGAUGAGAGAUGUAAUGAAUAUGCAGAUGAUCUGUCAUUCUCAAAGACAUUGGAAUUUGAAAAUGGCAGGUGCAGUAGGGCAGGUAAAAGAACUUUUGGUGCAGAAUCUGGUAGAAUUUCUGCACCUGAGGAUUGGUCGACGCCUUAUGAGUCUGCAAAACAUGUUGAAGAGUAUUCAAUUAAAUCUGGUAGGAAAAAACCAAAAGUUCAUGUAGGACCUGGUUUGCUUAAUUUGUACAGUUCACAACGCUCUGAUAAGAAACAUUAUCUUUUGAAAAAUGUUUGGGUAAGAGGCAGAGAUGAUGUAAAAGUAGACAUGCACGCAACUGAUGUCGAAGGAACAGAAAAUUUGUCGGGUUCUGCCAAGUCUGAGCCACCUGAGAAUUCAGAGGAAUUUAAGCAAAUAGUACAUUGGUUCUUCUUAUCUUUCACUAAAAAAAUCAAUAUGAGUCCAAGUGCUCAUAAACGGUACAAGGAGCAAGGCAAAGCUGGUAGCUUGUUCUGCAUUGUUUGCAGCAGAAGUCAAUCAAAAGAGUUCACAGACACACAAAGCUUGUUGGCACAUUGCUCCAUGUCACACAAGUUCGGUUUGAGAGCACAACAUUUGGGUCUUCACAGAGCAAUAUGUGUUCUAAUGGGAUGGGACAGUAAGACUGCCUCAAGUGUUCCUACAGUGGUUUCCAAUUCUGAAGCUUUGGCUCAAAAAGAUGACCUUAUACUCUGGCCUCCAGUUGUCAUUGUACAUAACACUUGUAAGUUUCGCCGAAGUUCCGCAGGAAAAGAAGUGAUAAAUCUGGAAGCCUUCGAGGACUUCCUUAGAGGUAAAGGCUUUAGUGGUGGACAAAUGAAGGUAUGCCUCGGGAAUCCUGGAAACACUAUUAUAAUGGUUGUGAAAUUCUUGGGCACGGUAACUGGUUUACAAGAUGCAGAGAAACUAAAGAAAUACUUCGAAGAAAACAAGCGUGGUAGAGCAGAUUUUGAGAAACUUGCUUCUGUUAAAGGCAAAAGCCGCAAUGGUCAUGAAGCCGGAACAAAGGCAGGCAAGCUUGACGAGCUUUUUCUGUAUGGCUACAUGGGAAUAGCAGAGGAUCUGGAUAAAGUUGAUUUUGACACAAAGAGGAGGUGUUCGGUUAGGAGCUACAAGGAGAUUCAGGAUAUUGCUAAUGAUCCUGUCAAAUUUGAUCAGAGCUAG
Molecule: messenger RNA, 3078 nt
Organism: Fraxinus pennsylvanica
Lineage: Eukaryota; Viridiplantae; Streptophyta; Magnoliopsida; Lamiales; Oleaceae
Source: the annotation of a GenBank genome assembly